Molecule: messenger RNA, 837 nt
Organism: Lathyrus oleraceus (garden pea)
Lineage: Eukaryota; Viridiplantae; Streptophyta; Magnoliopsida; Fabales; Fabaceae
Exons: 2
Coding region: 151-657 (168 amino acids)
Source: RefSeq, a predicted model, not a curated record
CGUGCGUGGCAUGAGCAACCACUUCACUUUCCCGCCAAAAUUCUGUUACGAGCCUAACGAACUAAACGAAAACACAAAUCGCGAGCUUUCACCUCCGAACAAAUUUUCCGUUGAAUGGCACCGUAACUUUUUCUUCUUCAAUCGCUCUCUAUGUUCUUCGAAAUGCAGCAACGAUCUUCAACUUCAAACGCGCGAUGUUCCACCGACGAUCACAGAGCCAUCAACAUCGGCGCAGAACAGCAACAGAACACUAAACGGAGAAGGAGCGCCGACGAUGAUUCAGUCGACGUACUUCCGGUUUAUCACGUACGAACUGUCGCCGGAAGGAGAGACGUUUCUCGGCCACGAUCGCCGCCGGCGGAUAAGAUGAUUCACGUUAUUCCCUUGCUUGUACUACUAUGUCUCUUCACUCUCUGGUGGUUCUCUUUUCCAGUAGAUCUGGAGUUCAAGGAUGGUAGGAUUACGACCAUACGACAAAUGGAUACACCGGUUUCAAACGAUCAUACUCGAUUUGAUCUUACGAUACUUGCUGUUGCUGCAUCGUCACCGAUUCCUUCAAUUCAUCCAGAUCUUUCAGGUGAGAAGGAAAUGUACUUCCCUCCAACGAAUUCGCCAACUCAAGAACCUUUUUCUUUGGUAAAGGAAAAAAACGAUUGAAGAUUUUUUGUGUCAAUUCCCUUUCUGGAUGAUCAUUAGAUGACAUAGAAUAGAGAUUUCAUCUGAAUUUGUGCUCAGUUAAAAUGAAACUAUGCCAAUUUUCAUUUCAUUGGUGAAGAAUUAUGAACUUCUUACAUUGAAUGCAUUCCAAAAAAACUAUGCAAUUUAGUCUCCUUUUUU